AUGAUGCCGCCAUUGAUCAUCCUCUUCACCUACGACUUCUCGGUCUUUGGGAGAAAGACGGACUGGGUGUUGAAUCUCAAAGGGCUGAAGUACUUCCGAUGCAUCGUUCUGAAUCGCCUCCCUCGCCCAGUGCUGCAACAACUGGGCGUCCAGUACAGGCGAAUCCCCAUUCUGGCCAUUGGUCGCGAUAUAUACUGCGACACGAGGCUCAUCAUUGACAAGCUCGAAGAGCUGUUUCCCGAAAACAGAAUCAGCAGCACAAGUCCGUUCGAGAAGGGUCUGGAGCACCUGUUCGAGAACUGGCUGAUUGACGGAGGACCGUUCUGGCGGACAGCAGGCCUGAUCCCCCCAGCGGCGGAGGUGAUGCACGACAAGGAAUGGCUGCAAGACCGGACGAACAUGACGGGUCGCAAAUUUGACAUUGAGACGCUGAAGCAGGGCAGAGCUGAGAGUCUGUCACAUGUGCGCAUGUACUUCAACCAGAUGGAGCAUGAAUUGUUGGCCGACGGACGAGAAUACAUUCUGGCCACGCAGGAACCGACGUUGGCGGACGUCCAUGCCAUUUGGACGUUCGACUGGGCUCUCCAAGAAAAAGGGCACAUGUUUGAGUAUCUGGAAAAGGAAGUCAUCGGCGAAGACCAGUUCCCCAGGACGUUCGCAUAUGUCGACCGGUUUCGCAGGGCCAUGGCGAGGAAGGAAGCACAGAACGGUAUACCGGAGGCGUUGUCCUCAACGGACGCCGUGAACCGAAUUCUAGCUUCGGAUUUCUUCGAGAAGGAGGGUACGAUCGACCCCAGAGAUCCGCUGAAGCUGAGAAAGGGGCAGUUAGUUGAGAUCUGGCCGGUCGAGUCUGGAUUCACGCACCACGACAAAGGUAAGUUGGUGUCGAUCGGAGUGAAGGAGGUCGUCAUCUCGAGUAGGCCAAGCGUCGGCGAAGGAAGACUGAGGCUGCAUUUCCCCCGCGUGAAUUUUCGGAUCAAGCCGGUAGAGGAGUCGAAGUUGUAG
This is a messenger RNA of Cladophialophora carrionii CBS 160.54, 1005 nucleotides long. RefSeq lists its product as uncharacterized. The record is from RefSeq and is a predicted model, not a curated record. The transcript has a single exon. NCBI's taxonomy places the organism in Eukaryota, Fungi, Ascomycota, Eurotiomycetes, Chaetothyriales, Herpotrichiellaceae. Bases 1 to 1005 code for a protein of 334 amino acids.